Messenger RNA from Argentina anserina (silverweed cinquefoil), 2037 nucleotides. Its product is annotated as protein GAMETE EXPRESSED 1-like. Lineage: Eukaryota; Viridiplantae; Streptophyta; Magnoliopsida; Rosales; Rosaceae. Bases 117 to 1982 code for a protein of 621 amino acids. The record is from RefSeq and is a predicted model, not a curated record. The transcript has 6 exons.
GGAAAGACUAUUUCCACAUACAAAUCAGAAUCAAGAACCAUAAGAAGGCUACCAAUUGCCAAUGCCAAUAAAUCCUUACAAGUAGGUAAAAGAUUUUUGGAAGGAGAAAAGCGCAAAUGGGUCGAAUCAAAUCUCUUAUUUUCUUGCUGAUCUUCUUAACUCUAUCAAGGUCUUGUAUGUGCUGGUGGUUCUCUUCUUCUUCUAGCAAGACAACUGGCUAUAAACCUCCAAAAACUCUGCAAAUAUCCGGUGAUGUUCCAGUUAUAUUCUCCAUGGAAGCUUUCCAUGAUCAGAGGGCAAUUCAACGGAAAGAAGUAGCUGAUAAAAGAAAACUUGAAUCUUGUUGGUUUGAUGCCUAUAAAGGACUAUUUGCAGCAUGCUCCGAGAUUUCGAGCGACAAGUAUGAUAUGAAGAAGAGGUUUUCUUGGGAACUAAGCAACUGCUUUCAGAAGGAAAUCGGCAGGCAACCUUUUCCUACAUGCAGUGAAGGCUCUCCUAUGAAAGCUUGCCUUGCGAAGUUGGAUGACAAUGCUAUUGAGACAUACAGGGCCUUCUUCAUAGAGACUGACUCUAUUUGCUUUCAGUUACAGUCUCAUGUAUUUAGGGCUGAAACAGAAAAGUUGGUGAAUCAAUUGGUGAAGUCAGCUGAUUAUGCAGAGGGAAAACUAGAAACCAUUGCAGAACAAUCAGAGAAAUUGUUGGAGGGGUCAAAAGAUAUACACAUAUCCUUGAGUUCAAUUGACCAACAGACCCAAGAGAUGGCUCAAACUUCCAAGAAGGUUGGUGAACAAAUUGGUGAUAUAGUGAAGCAGUCUGAGAUAAUGUUUGAGCAAUCUGAGAGAAUUGCUGCAUCGCAGUUAGAUCAAUCUGAAAUAAUUUCUGCAUCCCAGUUAGAGCAAUCUGAAAAAAUUGCUGCAUCUCAGUUAGAGUUGCAAAAAGGGCAAGAGAAACUGAAGGAAAAUCUGCAAGAGGGCGUGGAAGUGAUACACGAGUCUUAUCAUGCUCUAGGUAAAGAAAUACACAGUUUACAGGAUGAGACUAUUGAGAUAGAGAAGAAAGUAACCGAAGUCGGCGACACAGUGUCUACAAAGAUGAACAUCCUACAAAGUAAGGCUGAUGUUAUAAGCAAUGUAACAGAGAUUUCAUUGGAAAAGCAAAAAGCACUUCUCGAAGGUCAAUCAGAAGCUCUUGACGGCCUUCAGUCAUUAACUAAAUUUCAGGUUCAAGCUCUAGAAGAGAGCAGGGGCAUUUUGCAGCAAUUGGCUAAGUUUGGUCGUGAGCAGCAAGAAGAACUUCUUCAGCAACAAGAGCAAAUUAAACAAGGCCAUGUCAAUCUGGUUAAAAAUUCAAAGUCCAUAUUGGCAGCUCAGGAAGCUUUUGAACAAAAACAAGAAACCAUGUUUCUUGCUCUGGAUAAGCUAUUCAAAUUGCAAAAUGCCUUGUUUCUCGAAUCAAGAUCAAUUAAAACUUUCUUUCUGUAUUCCAUAUCGAUGUUAGUGAUCUACUUGUCUACCAGCACAAAGCAAACUUACAAAGUGAGACCAAUUCUUUACAUAGGUCUAUGUGUUGCAUUUUCGAUUGAAUUAGCAACGGUUCGAUUCUCAACCAGUGGAGUAGAGCAACAGACAAUGAUAGUCAAUGUAAUCAGGCUCCUUUAUGUGUUGUUCUCUUUAGUUCUGGUAGUAUACGCCGCCUUCACAUAUAGGGACUAUGAGAUGCUGAAUUACAACAUGCUGAAAAAUCUGACAGAGGAGUUCCUAAGGUUUCAAAAGAAUGCUGCUUCUCCAUACGAUUACGAUGACUCACCAGAUGCUGAGAACGAUGAAUCAGACUGGAUUACAUCGGUUGACACUGGUGUAGAUGAUGGCAUUGAAUACCUGUUGGACUCCGGAUCCACUGAUCAUAUGCAUGAGGAGGUUGGAGAUAAUUCAAAUCUGAUAACUUCGGUUACUAGAAGAUAUAAUCUGCGCAGUCGACGUUAAACUAUCUCUUCAUCUAAACUUGUGAACUGAUUAUUUGCUUAGAGAGUAAAAGCCA